AUGGCGGCCGCUCGGCCCGCGGGGCAGCUGCUGGAAUCCGAGUGCGGCGUCGGAGGCGGCCCCGGGCUUGAGCGGGAGCAGCCGCCGGGCCACAGCCAGCCUCAGGCGGACCUGCCUCACACCCAGUGGCCGCUGAAGCGGUACGGGCGGUUCCUGCCGCCCGGGGGAGGCCAGAAAACAUGGGAGGUUUUUGAGUCUGAUCUGGAAAAGGGCCUUCUUUUCCUGACGAUUGUGCAGUCAGGUCAUUUCCUAAUCUCUCGAGGUGGGACAACCCUACUAGAAGGAUUUUCCUUGAUUGAAGCUCACAAAUGGUGGAAAGCAGUCCGCAGAGCAGAUUGUCUGCUCUUUGGCUCUAAGGUUAAGAAUGAAAGUCGUAUGUUUCGAGUGCAGUUCAGUGGAAAUUCCCAUGAACAAGCACUAGAACAUUGUACUAACUGUGUGCAGAAGCUCCUUCAGUAUAUCAAUGUGCAGAAUCCCAAUGGACAAAAUCUGAACCAAGCUCUACAGUUGAGCCAGGCAACGAACAUUGGCUAUUCUGGAAGUUUGGAGCCAGAGGUAGGCCAUCAAGAGGGGCAUGGCACAGAGGAGGGUCAAACAUCAGCAGAAGGUACCCUUCCUGAGGGUAGGAUAUCUAUCAAGCAACUCGCAAAGUCCAUGCUGGGAGCAACGUCACCUCAGCUGCCAGUGGCCUACCAGCAGUCAGCCUUGACCACAGAAGAGCUGGGUCCAUUUCUGCGACUCUGUCUGCUGGAUCAGAGCUUCCCGGCGUUUGUGGAGCAGGUGGAGCAGGAACUUAAAAAGCUGAUUGAUUCGUGACUCAGAACAAUUUUAGACUUUCCCCAGUUGACAAUAACCAGAUUGCUACUUGAAGGGCAUUGCUACUAAUUGUAUUAGUCUUCAUUAACUCACCCCAUGUCUGGAUUUCUUCUGACAAAUAUACCCAUUGCAGUACUAUGUCAAUGUAUCUUCGAGGUUCUCAUUUCUUAUCAUUAGUU
Molecule: messenger RNA, 995 nt
Organism: Hemiscyllium ocellatum (epaulette shark)
Lineage: Eukaryota; Metazoa; Chordata; Chondrichthyes; Orectolobiformes; Hemiscylliidae
Gene: rec114
Product: REC114 meiotic recombination protein
Exons: 6
Coding region: 1-816 (271 amino acids)
Source: RefSeq, a predicted model, not a curated record